AUGCCUGCUGGGAGAGGAGGGGCUGGAGCCGGGUCAGAGCUCGGCCCCGGGUCAGGACUCGUGACCCCUGGUCGGGCUCCUGGCCCCGGGCUGUGGAGGACGGUGGCAUGGAGCGUUGUGGUGCUGCUGGUCGCCGGUGGAGGAGGAGGAGGAGGAGGAGGAUGUGCGGAGGCGUGCCCGGCUCUGUGCAGCUGCCUGGGGAACACGGUGGACUGCCACGGCCUGGGGAUCCACUCCGUGCCCAAGAACAUCCCCCGAGGGACCGAGAGGCUGGAUCUGAAUGGAAACAACCUGACAGUCAUCACCAAGACGGACUUCUCUGGCCUCAAACACCUCCGAGUCCUACAUCUGAUGGAGAACCAGAUCAGUAACGUUGAGAGGGGAGCGUUCGACGAGCUGAGGGAGCUGGAAAGACUACGUCUCAACAAGAAUCAUCUCAGUCAGUUUCCAGAGCUGCUGUUCCAGAAGAAUGAAGCUCUGUCUCGACUGGACCUGAGUGAAAAUGGCAUCCAGGCCGUCCCGAGGAGAGCGUUCCGAGGAGCCACGGACCUGAAGAACCUCCAGUUGGAUAAAAACCACAUCAGCUGCAUCGAGGAGGGAGCGUUCCGAGCUCUGCGAUCUCUGGAGGUUCUCACGUUGAACAACAACAACAUCAGCACCAUCCCAGUCUCCAGUUUCAACCACAUGCCCAAGCUCCGCACCUUUCGUCUCCACUCCAACUCCCUGCGGUGCGACUGCCACCUGGCCUGGUUGUCUCCGUGGCUGCGGCAGCGGCCGGCGUUGGGCCUCUACACCCAGUGCAGCGCCCCCCCCACGCUGAGGGGCCUCAACCUCGCCGAGCUGCGCAAGAGCGACUUCGCCUGCUCGGGCCACGGAGGCAGCGCCUUCGUUCAGCCGUGCAGCCUGGCGUCCGGCUCCUGUCCUCCCAUGUGCUCCUGCAGCAACAACAUCGUGGACUGUCGGGGGCGGGGCCUCACCGCAAUCCCCGCCCACCUCCCGGAGGCCAUGACGGAGAUUCGUCUGGAGCAGAACGGCAUCAAGUCAGUCCCCCCCGGCGCCUUCACCUCCUACAAGAAACUCAGACGGAUAGACCUGAGUAACAACCAGAUUUCUGAAAUCGCUCCAGACGCUUUCCACGGCCUCCGAGCGCUCAACUCCCUGGUUCUGUACGGCAACAAGAUCACGGAGCUGCCGGGCGGAGUGUUCGACGCUCUGGCUUCACUGGAGCUGUUGUUACUCAACGCUAAUAAGAUCCACUGCAUCAGAGCCGCUGUGUUUAAAGAUCUGGAGAAUCUGGCUCUGCUGUCGCUGUACGACAACAAGAUCCAGAGUCUGGCUAAAGGGACCUUCAGCUCCCUGCACAGCAUCCAGACCCUCCACCUGGCUCAGAACCCCUUUGUGUGCGACUGUAACGUGAAGUGGUUGGCCGACUUCCUGCGUUCGAACCCCAUCGAGACCAGCGGCGCCCGCUGUGCCAGCCCUCGCCGCCUCGCCAACAAACGCAUCGCACAGAUCAAGAGCAACAAGUUCCGAUGCUCCGGCACUGAGGACAGACGUCAGAGCUACGAGUGUAACAGUAAGCCGGUGUGUCCCGCUAAGUGUCGCUGUGAAGCCAACGUGGUCGACUGCUCCAACCUCCGUCUCACCAAGUUCCCCGAGCACCUGCCCUCGUCCACCGAAGAGCUGCGCCUCAACAACAACGACCUCUCGGUGCUGGAGGCCACCGGCGCCUUCAAGGGCCUGACGCAGCUCAAGAAAAUCAACUUGAGCAACAACAAGAUCUCCGACAUUGAGGACGGAGCGUUUGACGGUGCGUCCUCGGCGGUGGAGCUUCACCUCACGGCCAAUCACCUGGAGUCUGUGAGAGGAAGCAUGUUCCGAGGGAUGGAGGGACUCCGCAUGCUGAUGCUGAGGAACAACAAGAUCAGCUGUAUCCAUAACGGCAGCUUCACAGGUCUCACCAACGUGCGGCUUCUCUCGCUCUACGACAACCAGCUGAGCACCAUCCUGCCCGGGGCCUUCGACACGCUGCCCAACCUGUCCACGCUGAACCUGCUGGCCAAUCCUUUCACCUGCGACUGCCGCCUGUCCUGGUUCGGGGCGUGGCUCCGGAGCAGGCGAAUCGUGACGGGGAAUCCUCGCUGCCAGGGUCCCGCCUUCCUCCGGGAGAUCCCCCUGCAGGACGUAGCUGUGCCCGACUUCCGCUGUGAUGAUGGGUCGGUGCUGGACGACAGCAGCUGUGUUUCGGGGCCUCAGUGUCCGACCCAGUGCACCUGCAUGGACACGGUGGUCCGCUGCAGCAACAAGCACCUUCAGGGUCUCCCCAGGGGGCUGCCGCGCAACGUCACCGAGCUGUAUCUGGAUGGAAACCAGUUCACCAGUGUUCCCAAAGACCUGGCCACCUUCAAGUACCUGCAGCUCGUAGAUCUGAGCAACAAUAAAAUCAGUUCCCUGUCGGACGACUCCUUCUCCAACAUGAGCCAGCUCACCACGCUGAUCCUCAGCUACAACUCGCUCCGCUGCAUCCCUCCUCUGUCGCUGAGCGGCCUGCGCUCCCUGAGGCUGCUCUCUCUCCAUGGCAACGACAUCUCGGAGCUGCAGCAGGGCAUCUUCAGCGACGUGGCCUCCCUGUCUCACCUAGCGAUCGGAGCCAACCCUCUGUACUGUGACUGCCGGCUGCUCUGGCUCUCUGAUUGGGUGAAGAGCGGCUACAAGGAGCCGGGGAUCGCCCGCUGCGCCGGCCCCCGGGACAUGUCGGGCAAGCUGCUGCUCACCACGCCCGCCGACAAGUUCCAGUGUCUCGGUCCCGUGGAGGCGUCUGUUCAGGCCAAGUGCAGCCCGUGUGUGUCGUCCCCCUGCCAGAACCAGGGCGUCUGCCAAGUGCAACACACACAACCGUACACCUGCACCUGCAAGGCUGGAUUCACGGGUGAACACUGUGAGACCCCGGUGGAUGCUUGUGUCAGUAACCCCUGCACCAACGGAGGAACCUGCCUGAGCGAUGAGCAGACCAGAGGCUUCAGCUGCGCGUGUGCGUUCGGUUUCCACGCCACGUUCUGCGAGGUGAACGUGGACGACUGUCAGGACCACGGAUGCGAGAACGGCGCCACCUGUGUGGACGGAGUCGGGAACUACACCUGCUUUUGUUCUCCUAACUACACAGGUCGGUUUUGUGAGGAAGAGGAGGGGGCGUGUUCUCCGGGUAGAAACCCCUGUCAGCAUCAGUCCACCUGCGUCAGCUCCCCCACAGGCUCCAGGUGUGUGUGUAUCCCCGGCUGGGUGGGGCCGGACUGCAGUAUAGAUUAUAACGAGUGUGUGGAUCAUGGCUGUCAGAACGGAGCUCAGUGCGUGGACCAUCUGGACGGGUACAGCUGCGUCUGUCCUCAGGGAUUCAGUGGACAGUCCUGUGAGGUGGCCCCUGCCCCCCCGUCCCCGUGCCAGCUGGCUCAGUGUCAGAACGGCGCCCCCUGCCUGGAGGGGACGGGCACGGCGGAGUGUCAGUGCCCCCCCGGCUUCGAGGGGCAGAGCUGCGAGAAGCUGGUCAGCGUCAACUUCGUGGACAGAGACUCGUACGUGGAGCUGCAGGACGUCAAGAACUGGCCCCAGGCCAACAUCUCCCUGCAGGUGUCGACAGCAGAGGACAACGGCAUCCUGCUCUACAACGGAGACAAUGAACCAAUCGCUGUUGAGCUUCAUCAGGGUCACGUCAGGGUCACGUACGAUCCCGGGAACCAGCCUGCGACCACUAUUUACAGCACUGAGACGGUGAACGACGGGCGUUUCCACACGGUGGAGCUGGUGACCUUUAACCGGAUGGUGAACUUGUCCGUGGACGGAGGCGAGCCGACCACUCUGGACAGUCAGGGGCGGAGCCAGCUGGUGCCGGGGGAGGCUCCUCUGUAUGUGGGAGGUUUGCCGGAGGAGGCGCUGCCGGCGUCCCCGGGUCUGUCCUCUCCGACCCUCAACACGUCCAGCUUCCACGGCUGCAUCCGGAACCUGUACAUCAACCACGAGCUGCAGGACUUCACCCGCAGCCACAUGAAGCCCGGCGUGGUCCCGGGCUGCCAGGCCUGCCGCAAACUCCCCUGCCUCCACGGCCUGUGCCGAGCGGACGCCGCCCAGGGUCCUCAGUGUCACUGUCAGAGCGGCUGGACGGGACAGCACUGUGACCAGCCGAUAGGAGGAGCCCUGACCGGACUGGAGGUGGUCGCCACGGCAACCGGUGUCAACCCGUGUGAAGGCAACAAGUGCGUGAGCGGCGUGUGCGUGCAGCUGGACGCGCAGACGUACCGCUGCGACUGCCAGGAGGGACACCACGGCGCGCUGUGCAGCCUGCAGGGGGCGCCGGCGGCGGCGGCGUCCUGCCAGGGUCUGACCUGUCUGCACGGACAGUGUCAGGAGACGGAGGGGGGGGCGCGCUGCGUCUGCCAGGAGGGAUUCACCGGAGAGAGCUGCGCCACAGAGUCUCCGUGCCGCGGCGAGCCGGUGAGGGAUUACCACCGGCUGCAGCGCGGCGCCGUCCUCUGCCAGACGUCCAAAACCUUCUCCUGGGUGGAGUGUCGGGGUCGCUGCCAGGCGGGUUCCGGGCCGGGGGCGGGGCCGGGAGCCAGCGGCGCCCCCUGCUGUGCUCCUCUGAGAGUGCGGCGCCGGCGGCUCGCCUUCGAGUGCGACGACGGGACCUCGUUCACACAGGACGUGGAGAAGCCGGUGGAGUGUGGCUGCAAGGAGUGUGUGUAG
This is a messenger RNA of Limanda limanda (common dab), 4737 nucleotides long. Its product is annotated as slit homolog 1 protein-like. The transcript has 37 exons. Gene Ontology annotation, biological process: axon guidance; negative chemotaxis. Bases 1 to 4737 code for a protein of 1578 amino acids. Gene Ontology annotation, molecular function: calcium ion binding; heparin binding; Roundabout binding. NCBI's taxonomy places the organism in Eukaryota, Metazoa, Chordata, Actinopteri, Pleuronectiformes, Pleuronectidae. The record is from RefSeq and is a predicted model, not a curated record.